UUCAUUGGACAAAAAAUCCAACAUCUUCUUCGUUCAACUUAAACUGCGCCUUCCUCUACGUUGCAUUACAGAGUCUUCCAUUUGAUCUCCAAAAUUUCUAGGACCUUCAAUCCGAUCAGUCAUGGACGAGAUUGAGCUGAAAACAGCACCUGCUGACUUCCGAUUCCCUACUACAAAUCAAACUAGGCACUGUUUCACUCGUUACAUCGAGUUCCACAGGUGCCUGACAGUAAAGGGUGAGGAGUCUGGUGAAUGUGAAAGAUUUGCAAAGUACUAUCGUGCUCUUUGCCCUGGUGAAUGGGUCGACAAAUGGAAUGAGCAGAGGGAGAACGGUACUUUCCCUGGUCCUCUCUGAACUUGUUCAUCACCGGGAAAGCACAGAUUGUUAAUUUAUGUUUGUUCUCAAGUUUUAUCAAAAAACUGUUUGGGAGUUCCAUUAUUUUUCAUUGCCAUCUUCUCAGAGAAUAAUAAAGGAUAGCCAUUUUGUUUCGUGUCUUCUUGAGUAGUUAUAACUCAAUUGUUGAUUGUGGAUACGCUGAAUGGAUCCCAAAAUGCACCUUACCAUUUCUCUACCCUUUCUUGUCCAUUCGACUCCCGUUUGAUUUGUUUUCAAUCUUCUGUGUAAUUAGAUCUUUAAACCAACUUAAUUUGCUCCAUUUGUUGUUGACUUCUAAA
Molecule: messenger RNA, 675 nt
Organism: Cucumis sativus (cucumber)
Lineage: Eukaryota; Viridiplantae; Streptophyta; Magnoliopsida; Cucurbitales; Cucurbitaceae
Product: cytochrome c oxidase subunit 6b-2
Exons: 4
Coding region: 122-355 (77 amino acids)
Cellular component (GO): mitochondrion; respiratory chain complex IV
Source: RefSeq, a predicted model, not a curated record